Molecule: messenger RNA, 1755 nt
Organism: Macadamia integrifolia
Lineage: Eukaryota; Viridiplantae; Streptophyta; Magnoliopsida; Proteales; Proteaceae
Product: protein DETOXIFICATION 24-like
Exons: 9
Coding region: 186-1613 (475 amino acids)
Biological process (GO): xenobiotic detoxification by transmembrane export across the plasma membrane
Cellular component (GO): membrane
Molecular function (GO): xenobiotic transmembrane transporter activity; antiporter activity
Source: RefSeq, a predicted model, not a curated record
UCUCUCUCUCUCUAUAAAAGCUUACGCAGAGGAAAACAGGAGGAAUAGAAGCUAGCUCCAAGGCUAGGGUGAUUCAGAGAUAAUUUCAAAGAAGAACAAAGGUUGGAUGGAGUUGGGUUGGAUGAGGGCUCAGGGUUUGUUGGACUAGGCUAGCAAAAUAAACAUUAACAGGUGAAAAUAAGAAUAUGGAGAAUGGGAUCACAGAAAGACUACUUGACUCAAAUAAGAAAGAUGAAGAGAACCUAAAGAGCAGGACAUGGGAUGAAGUAAAGAAGCUAUGGGGGAUUGGAGCACCAUCAAUUCUUGCAAGGGUUUCAUCAUUUGGAAUUCUAGUUGUCACACAAGCAUACAUGGGACACAUUGGAGAGAUAGAGCUUGCUUCUUUCUCACUUGUCCAAGCCAUCAACAUGAGAUUUGUGGAUGGAAUACUGUAUGGCUUGGGUAGUGCCCUUCCAACUCUCUGUGGCCAGGCAUUUGGAGCUAGACAAUAUCAUAUGUUGGGCAUCUACUUGCAACAGUCAUGGAUUAUACUUCUCACUAUUUCUAUCUUUUUAGUUCCUGUUUUCAUCUUUACAACUCCAAUUCUAAGACUUCUAGGUGAAGCAGAAGAGCUAUCAAUCUCUGCAGGAAAAUUAAGUCCUUGGUUCCUUCCUGUUCUUUUCUAUCACUUGCUUGGUUUAUCCACACAAAUGUAUCUACAAGCCCAACUCAAGAUCAUGGUUGUUGGAUGGAUAUCUGCCAUUUCAUUUGUGAUCAAUAUUAUCUUAUCUUGGCUCAUGGUGGACAAGUUGAAUUGGGGAGUACCAGGUGCCAUGGGUGCAAUGACUCUGUCAAUUUGUUUCAUCUCCAUCUCAGAUUUCAUCUAUGUAUUUGGAGGUUGGUGUAAAGAUUCAUGGAAGGGUUUCUCUAAAAGAGCCUUCAAUGAACUCUGGCCAGUUGUGAAGCUUUCUAUAUCUUCUGGUAUGAUGCUUUGCUUUGAGGUGUGGACCGGCGCUUUGCUCAUUUUACUAGUAGGCUACAUGAAAAAUGCUAAAGUUGAGGUAUCAGCAUUUUCGAUUUGUCUCAACAUCAUUGCUUGGGUGUAUAUGAUAUCCAUGGGAUUCUCAGGUGCAGCAUGUGUGCGUGUUGCCAAUGAGCUAGGGAAAGGAGAUGCAUUGGCAGCAAAGUUUUCCAUUAAAGUAAACUUAAGUAUUUCAUUAACUAUAGGUGUCAUAUUUUCCAUUCUAGCUCUGGUUUUCAGUGAAACCAUAUCAUAUGCAUUCACCAGUAGCAGCGAAGUGGCGAAAGAGGUGUCGAGCCUCUCGAUCUUACUAGCUUCAGUUAUCUUGCUCAAUAGUUUUCAACCAGUACUUUCAGGGGUAGCCAUUGGUGCUGGUUGGCAAAGCUUGGUGGCUAAUGUGAACCUUUUAUGCCUCUACAUAAUUGGGUUUCCUUUGGCAAUAUUUCUUGGUUAUGUAAUCCAUCUGCAAGUUAGGGGUGUUUGGAUGGGGAUGAUAUGUGGGGUAGCAGCACAAACCUUGGUACUUGCCUAUAUCACAUGGACAACCGACUGGGAUGCUCAGGUUGACAAGACAGCGGCACGUCUCAACCAUUGGAUCUUGCCGCCAUCCUAGAUUGUGAUGCUUAGGCCAAUUUCUAAAAUUCCAUCAUAAUAUAUAAUUUCGGGCCUUCAAUUUAUUGGAAAUAUAAAUGUAACAAAAAAGAAGAAAACAUAGAGGAUUUCAACUAAUGGUGGAAUUCAACUAAAAUCCAAAC